GAGGGGAAAAAUCGGAACAGAAGUGAAUGCAAGGGAUAAUGCUGUAAAAAAUUACCCUGGCAUGCGUUCUAUCAAUAAAAAGUUAUUAAAAAAAAAAAAAAGAAAGAAAAGAUAUGCAUGGAUAAAUUUUUCAAUAUUAAUUCUUGAAAAGCCUUGUGUUCCAAUUUUUCCCUCCUCCCAACUCCCUCCCCUAGAUAGCAAGUAAUCCGAUAUAUUUUAAACAUGGUAAAAAUAUGGUUUUUUUUAAAAUAACUUUUUAUUGACAGAACCCAUAUCAGGGUAAUUUUUUCCAACAUUAUCCCUUGCACUCACUUCUGUUCCGAUUUUUCCCCUCCCUCCAUCUACCCCCUCCCCCAGAUGGCAAGCAGUCCUAUACAUGUUAAAUAAGUUACAGUAUAUCCUAGAUACAAUAUAUGUGUGCAGAACCUAACAGUUCUCUUGUUGCACAGGGAGAAUUGGAUUCAGAAGGUAUAAAUAACCCGGGAAGAAAAAUAAAAAUGCAAGCAGUUUAUAUUCAUUUCCCAGUGUUCUUUCUUUGGGUGUAGCUGCUUCUGUCCAUCCUUGAUCAAUUGAAACCGAGUUAGAUCUCUUUGUCAAAGAAGUCCACUUCCAUCAGAAUACAUCCUCAUACAGUAUCGUUGUUGAAGUAUAUAAUGAUCUCCUGGUUCUGUUCAUUUCACUUAGCAUCAGUUCAUGUAAGUCUCACCAGUCCUCUCUGUAUUCAUCCUGCUGGUCAUUUCUUACAGAACAAUAAUAUUCCAUAACAUUCAUAUACCACAAUUUACCCAGCCAUUCUCCAAUUGAUGGGCAUCCAUUCAAUUUCCAGUUUCUAGCCACUAUAAAUAGGACUGCAACAAACAAAAAAUAUAUGUUAAGGCCGAUGUAUGCAUACAUAUUUAAACAAUUAUAUUGCUGCACAAGAAAAAUCAAAUGGAGGCAGCUAGGUGGUACAGUGGAUAGAGCACCAGCCCUGAAGUCAGGAGGAUCUGAGUUCAAAUCUGACCUCAGACACUUAACACUUCCUAGCUGUAUGACCCUGGACAAGUCACAACCCCAAUUGUCUCAGCAAAAAGAAAAAUCAAAUCAAACAGGAAAAAAAAUAAGAAAAUAAAAUGCAAGUAAACAACACAAAGUGAAAAUGCUGUAUUGUGAACCACACUCAGUUCCUAUAAGCCUUUCUCUGGAUAUAGAUAGCUCUCUUCAUCUUAAGAUCAUUGGAACUGGUCUGAAUCGUCUCAUUAUUGAAGAGAGCCACAUUCAUCAGAACUGAUCAUUGUUGCCAUGUAUGAUGGUCUCCUGAUUCUGCUCAUUUCUUGUAGCAUCAGUUCACGUAAACCUCUCCAGGCCUCUAAAAUCAUCCUGCUGGUUGUUUCUUACAGAACAAUAAUAUUCCAUAACAUUCAUAUACCACAAUUUAUUCAACCAUUCUCCAUGAUGGGCAUCCAUUUGAUUUCCAGUUUCUGGCCACUACAAAGAGGGCUACCACAAACUUUUGCACAUGUGGGUCCCGUUCCCUCCUUUAAGAUCUCUUUGGGAUAUAAGCCCAGUAGAAGCACUGCUGGAUCAAAGGGUAUGCACAGUUUGAUAGCUCGUUGAACAUAGUUCCAAACUGCUCUCCAGAAUGGUUGGAUCUGUUCACAGUUCCACUAACAAUGCAUCAGUGUCCCAGUUUUCCCAUAUCCCCUCCAACAUUGAUCAUUAUCUUUUCCUAUCAUCUUAGCCAAACUGACAGAUGUGUAGUGGUGUCUCAGAGUUGUCUUAAUUUGCAUUUCUCUGAUCAAUAGUGAUUUAGGGCACUUUUCAUGUUUCAUUUUCUUCAUCUGAAAAUUGUUCAUAUUCUUUGACCAUCAAUUGGAGAAUGGUUUGAAUUCUUAUGUUAAGUCAAUCCUCUAUAUAACUGAGGCCUUUAUCAGAAACUUUGAAUGUAAAAAUGUUCCCCCAGUUUAUUGCUUCCCUUCUAAUCUUGUCUGCAUUAGUUUUGUUUGUACAAAACCUUUUUAACUUAAUAUAAUCAAAAGUAUCUUUUGUGUGUGUGUGUGUGUUCAAUAAUGAUUUUCAGUUCUUCUUUGGCCACAAAUUAGUUCCUUCUUCACAGAUUUGAGAUAAAAUACUUUGUUGUUCCAAUUUGCUUAUAAUAUCACUCUAUAUCUAAAUCAUGGACCCAUUUCUAUCUUAUCUUAAUAUAUGAUAUUAGGUGUAGGUCAAUGCCUAGUUCCAAUUUUCCCAGAAGUUUUUGUCAAAUAGUGAGUUCUUGUCCCAAAAGCUGGGGUCUUUGGGAUUGUCAAACACUAGAUUACUGUAGUUAUUGACUAUUUUGUCCUGUGAACCUAAACUAGACCCCUGAUCAACUAGUCUAUUUCUUAGCCAAUACUAAAUGGUUUUAAUGACUGCUGCUUUAUAAUAUUGUUUUAGAUCUGGUACAGCAAGGCCACCUUCAUUUGCUUUCUUUUUUUCAUUAACUCCCUUGAAAUUCUUGACCUUUUGCUCUUCCAGAUGAAUUUUAUUUUUUUUCUAGAUCUGUAAAAUAAAUGAUUGGGAGUUUGGUUGUAUGGCACCGAAUAAGUAGAUUGAUUUAGAUAUUGUCAUUUUUAUUAUAUUAUUUGCUGUUGUUUUAGGUAGACUGGGAGGGCAGGCAAGCAGGUGGUCUCGGCCAACUAACAGCUAUAAUGCCCCAGGUUAGGCCGAAGUCUCAGCCAAUUCCCGAGCUGGGGCUGGCUUCCUGCGCCCAACCUGUCUCGGCAGCAUCCUGGGGCCUGGUCGCAGCGACCCCGGGGCCGGCAGACGGCGCUGGCGAGGCGCCUUUCGGGCCCUGGCUCCGCCCCGCUCGCCCUGCGCUGGGUCCGCGGAGUUCUCCCGGCGCGUUCGGAAAUGACCUAACCGGAGAGGCUGGGUCAAGCUGGAUGCUAGCGACAUCCCCGGGCCGUCUAGGGAGCGUACCAUGUCCUUGCUGAUUCGGCGUCCGCGGACGGCGGGAAGAUAGGGACGACCUCACCCCGGCAGGUAGCGCCAACUAAUAACUCCUGGCUGCUGCUGGAGUUAAACUGGGCAGUCAUGGGUGAGCCAGGCCGAGAAGAAUAUGAAAUCCAUUCCUUUGAUGCUGAGACUCAGAGAUUAUUGAAAACUGCCCUCAAAGAACCUGGUGCUGUGGAUUUGGAGAAAGUGGCCAAUGUGAUUGUGGACCAAUCUCUGAAAGACUGUAUGUUCAGCAAGGAAGCCGGACGAAUUUGCUACACCAUCAUUCAGGCAGAGAGCAAACAAGCCAGCCAGAGUGUCUUCCGUCGGGGGCUCCUCAACCGGCUGCAGCAGGAGUACCAGGCUCGGGAGCAGCUCCGAGCUCGAUCUCUGCAGGGCUGGGUCUGCUAUGUCACCUUCAUCUGCAACAUCUUCGACUACCUGAGGGUAAACAACAUGCCCAUGAUGGCUUUGGUCAACCCUGUCUAUGAUUGCCUUUUUCGCCUGGCACAGCCUGAUAGCCUUCACAAGGAGGAGGAGGUGGACUGCCUGGUGUUACAACUACACCGAAUUGGAGAACAGCUGGAGAAAAUGAAUGGACAGAGGAUGGAUGAGCUGUUUGGUCUGCUACGGGAUGGCUUCCUGCUCCAGGAUGGGCUCAGCUCCCUGUCCCAGCUCUUGCUGCUGGAGCUUAUUGAAUUCCGGGCUGCUGGCUGGAGGACCACACCUGCUGCCCAAAAAUAUUAUUACAGUGAGGUUUCAGACUAGGCUAGCCCAGCCUCAGGGCCCACUCACCAGCACCUUCCAGAAGGCUUAUAUACACAUAUUACUUUCACCAAGACUAAGUCCCAGGCUCAGGUCCAUACAUCUGAACUUGUAUCCCCAGUGUUUUCUUUCUUUUGAGCUGUCUACUACUAGAGGGUCUCCCCAACUGCAAGUUUUGGACUUCCCAUAGUCCUGCCCUUAGCAACUGUCUUCCUAUCAAGCACUUCUGACCUUUUAACUCAUCCAGAGGGUUAGGGGAGGCAGCAUACUGCUUUACUCUAUUGUACUUCAACUUUAAAGAAACAUAGUUGUAAGAGCUAAAAAGAACCUCAGAAAAUAAGUUCAACUUCCUCAUUUUACAAAUAAGAAAACUGGGGCUCAAAGAAUUUAAUUUGCCCAUGGUUCACACAGGUAAUAUAAGUGUUUGAAACAGCAUUCAAACCCAAGUCUUCCCAAUUAUAAUUCCAAUGCACUAUCUAUAACAUCCUACUGCCUCAACUAAAUGAGGGAACAUUACCCCUGACUUUCAGCCCAUUUCCUUCCUACCCCCACCAUGUGGAAUUGGGUAGCGAAGGACAACCCUACCAUCCUUGCACUAUGCAACCAUCAGUGCAUCUUCUCUCUUGAUGCCUCAGCUUCCUGAUUUGUAAAAUGAACAAUCAGUGUUCAGGAGGAUGCUUUGAAAUCUUCAAAAGGCAAAACGUGGAAGGGAGAAUAUAAGUCAAAUAAUAGAACUGAAGCCUGGUCUUUGAACUUCCUGCAUGAAAGGGAUGCUUCCAAAGCCAAGAGGCUGUGUCAGGUAAAGAAGCCAGGGCUCCAGAGCACAAGUAGUGCUAGAAACUGGCUUUAUUGGUUUUUUAAAAAUAAUUUUUGUAUAAAAAUGACUUGGGGAACAAGGGUAUUUUAUCCAAACAAGUUUUAAUGAGCUGCUGACCAAAACACUGGUUCAGCGUGGGAUUUAAAAAUAUAUAUAUCAUAUAUAUAAUUUAUUAUGAACCAGUGUAGACUUUUCUAGUAAACCUUUUCUAAAGUGAA
Antechinus flavipes (yellow-footed antechinus) is the source of this 4752-nucleotide messenger RNA. It is a transcript of the gene MIF4GD, whose product is annotated as MIF4G domain containing. Gene Ontology annotation, molecular function: protein binding; RNA binding; translation activator activity. NCBI's taxonomy places the organism in Eukaryota, Metazoa, Chordata, Mammalia, Dasyuromorphia, Dasyuridae. The coding region runs from base 3052 to 3720 and encodes 222 amino acids. The transcript is spliced from 6 exons. The record is from RefSeq and is a predicted model, not a curated record. Gene Ontology annotation, cellular component: cytosol. Gene Ontology annotation, biological process: regulation of translational initiation.